Carlito syrichta (Philippine tarsier) is the source of this 1689-nucleotide messenger RNA. RefSeq names its product calcium binding protein 39 like (gene CAB39L). NCBI's taxonomy places the organism in Eukaryota, Metazoa, Chordata, Mammalia, Primates, Tarsiidae. Bases 484 to 1497 code for a protein of 337 amino acids. The transcript has 9 exons. The record is from RefSeq and is a predicted model, not a curated record. Gene Ontology annotation, biological process: intracellular signal transduction. Gene Ontology annotation, molecular function: protein serine/threonine kinase activator activity.
UACUUGAUUGAGGAGGGAGGAAGAAAAAGAGAGAGUGGUGACCUGUUGUGCGUAUCUAAAAGCGAGUGUUAGAGAGGGAGAGGAGGACGCAUAAGCAAGCUGGUUUGACCAGAAACAGAACUGCCUGUGACAGAUUAAGAGACAAGCAAGGCUUGGAAUCGGAGAGCCAGCAAAGAGAGUGGAAAUUUACAGCUGCUCUGUGUGUUCAAGUGAUCAUUUUCUGCUAAGGUUUUCCGGUGGUAACUGUUACUCUUCAAAAAGAGAGACAGAAAGUCAAGACGGAAUGUGGAAACUUUUCUCUGCCACACUUUGGUAAUAGGUAACCUUUAUUAAGUGGAACAUAAAGGCUACUUCACCUAAGGUGCUUUGAGCCCUAGAAAGAGCUGUCUUCAGCACCUCACCAUGUGUCUACCUUUUGUUGCUUAGAGGAACCUGGCAUUUCUUUAACAUUUGCAUUCCCUAUCAGAAGAAGAGAUUUCUAUAAUGAAAAAAAUGCCUUUGUUUAGUAAAUCACACAAAAAUCCAGCAGAAAUUGUUAAAAUCCUGAAAGACAACAUGGCCAUUUUGGAAAAGCAAGACAAGAAGACGGACAAGGCUUCAGAAGAAGUGUCGAAAGCACUGCAGGCAAUGAAAGAAAUUCUGUGUGGUACGAGUGACAAAGAGCCCCCUACAGAAGCGGUAGCUCAGCUAGCACAAGAACUCUACAAUAGCGGGCUGCUGGUGACACUGAUCGCUGACCUACAGCUGAUAGACUUUGAGGGAAAAAAAGACGUGACCCAGAUUUUUAACAACAUCCUGAGAAGGCAGAUAGGCACUCGGAGUCCCACUGUGGAGUACAUCAGUGCCCAUCCUCAUAUCCUGUUUAUGCUCCUCAAAGGAUAUGAAGCCCCGCAGAUUGCCUUACGUUGUGGGAUUAUGCUGAGAGAAUGUAUCCGACAUGAACCACUUGCCAAAAUCAUCCUCUUUUCUAAUCAAUUCCGAGAUUUCUUUAAGUAUGUGGAGUUGUCAACAUUUGAUAUUGCUUCAGAUGCCUUUGCUACUUUUAAGGAUUUACUAACCAGACAUAAAGUGUUGGUAGCAGACUUCUUAGAACAAAAUUAUGACACUAUUUUUGAAGACUAUGAGAAAUUGCUUCAGUCUGAGAAUUAUGUGACUAAGAGACAAUCUUUAAAGCUGCUAGGUGAGCUGAUCCUGGACCGCCACAACUUCACCAUUAUGACAAAAUAUAUCAGCAAGCCAGAGAACCUGAAACUGAUGAUGAACCUCCUUAGAGAUAAAAGUCCCAACAUCCAGUUUGAAGCCUUCCAUGUUUUUAAGGUAUUUGUGGCCAGUCCUCACAAAACACAGCCUAUUGUGGAGAUUCUACUGAAAAAUCAACCCAAGCUCAUUGAGUUUCUGAGCAGCUUCCAGAAAGACAGGACGGAUGAUGAGCAGUUCACUGAUGAGAAAAACUACUUGAUUAAACAGAUUCGGGACUUGAAGAAAACAGCCCCUUGAAGAUCUCGCCAUCCCCUGCCACAGUCAUUUGUCUUAUUUGUCCAGUUUGUUCAUUAAGUGUCAUUUCAAAAAGUCAUCAUCCUUGGGAAGGCAUUGGAGGUGACUGUUUUUUCACAAUUGAUUGUUCAGGGUAGAUGGAAUAUAAACAUUUGAAUGGAAAAAAUCAACCUAGAAUAAUAUAUUCAUUUUAGU